Messenger RNA from Meira miltonrushii, 825 nucleotides. Its product is annotated as glutamate binding protein. The record is from RefSeq and is a predicted model, not a curated record. Gene Ontology annotation, cellular component: membrane. Lineage: Eukaryota; Fungi; Basidiomycota; Exobasidiomycetes; Exobasidiales; Brachybasidiaceae. Bases 1 to 825 code for a protein of 274 amino acids. The transcript has a single exon.
AUGUCGUAUUCCCAAGCACCACCAACAUACACGGGCCCAAAAACCCAUUCGGGUGGCUAUCAAGCCAUCUCGCAAGAGGACAAUCCGGGAAGCUCUUCUCAACCUUUGCUACAUGAUGCUCCUCGUGAAGAAGGCGAUAUUGAUCCGGAUGAUUUCAAAUUUGGUGUUACGGUAGAACAAAGUUCACCUGAAAUUCGUCAAAUGUUCUUGAAAAAGGUGUAUUCCGUUCUAUUCAUUCAACUCCUCGCGACCACGGUUAUGGCUGGCAUUUUCAGUACCCCAACAGUUACAACAUGGGUUCGCCAAAACACAUGGUCUUAUAUUAUCAGCAUGAUCGCAAGUAUUGUUACUAUGGGAUUUCUUUUCUUCAAACGCCACUCUCAUCCUCUCAACUUUGUCUUGUUGGGAUUAUUCACAACAUUUGAAGCUUUCUCUCUCGGCUUGAUCGUUUCAUACGUCUCACAAACAGUCGUCUUGCAAGCAUUGAUCAUCACACUUUUCACGUUUUUGGGAUUGACUUUGUUCACUUUUCAAUCAAGAUAUGAUUUCAGCAAAAUGGGUCCUUGGCUAUUCGGAGGCUUACUCUUUUUGGUCGGUGCCGGUUUUGUGCAAAUCUUUUUGCCAUUCAGUCAAGCUAUCGAUAUCGCUUUUGCCGCUGGAGGUUGUUUGAUCUUUAGUGGAUACAUCAUCUACGAUACACAUAUGAUCUUGAAGAGGCUAUCUCCCGAAGAAUGGGUUCUCGCUGUUGUAUCGCUUUACCUUGACAUUCUCAACCUCUUCAUCAGCGUUUUACGUAUUCUUAACGGAACCUCAAACGAUAAUUAG